AUGUCCUCACAACAACCCCAAAACUACAACUACCAGAAGAAGAGCUCCUCGGGGCAUAAUCACCUCUCUAGUCGCUCUUCCCAUUCUGCUACGCCUCCUAAGACUUCUCUGCCACCUCCUACCUCUCCUGCUACACCCCCUUCCUCUUCCUCUUCCUCCCCUGCUUCUCACAUUCCCAACUCCUGGCUGCCUGCCUCCAUUCCGUCGACCACCUUGUCUGCGCCAGACAGUAACCACCAGCAGCAGGAUGCUGCCUUGCUCCAACAGCACAUAUCUUUACACUUCCCCGCACAAACCCCACUUCCCCGCAACUCUUUUCAACCCCACAAAUCGCCUACAUCUUCUACUCCAUUGCCGGGUCUCCGCUUAGAAACAUCAAACUUAAUCGUGGCGUCCACACGAUCUAGUCACACCGGGAGAUCGCGGUCGACGUCAUUCGUCGAUUCGUUGUCCCCCGCCUCCGCGACAUCCGCUUACUCACCAGGUGGCCUCGACUGCCUGGCUAGAAUGACUCCUCUCCCCUCUCCCAUAAUUACAAGCGACUCGCCAGGUCCAUGGAAUAAAUACAGGAGCCGUUCUCUCUCGCGACACCCCUCGCAGACGUCGCGAUCAAUGCCCAGGAGCAUCAAUGGAAGCGGAGAGUCAGCUCUUGUCACCUCGACAGGCGAGUCGCUCUCGACAGCGCUCGCAGCGCAGAACCAGAGGAAGAUAUACCAAGGCUUAGGCCCUACCCCGCCUGGUGCCGAGUUCACAUAUAGCAACAAUGUGUCCCGCAACGGCGGCGAGUACGACCCAACUUCGUCGUCUUUGGCAGUUCCGCAUGGGCGCAACCGAGACCUCUUUAGGACUGCAUUGAGCGGUGCGAAUGCAGGUGACGAGGGAGCAGUAGCAAAUCUUGACGCAGACGCAACUGGUGGAACGCGUCUGCGACGCGAGGACUUCUUGGCGCAGCGAAGGUGGACCAUUUCAUCGGCUGAAUCGAGCCCUGCACUGAGCGGAAGUGCGACAUCAUUAUCGUCCAUCUCCAGUGUAGAUACUGCGACAGACCCCGCAGAAGCCAAUGCCCGACUUAUUAAGAAGCAAAAGCUGGAAAGUUUUGAGGCAAAGACGGUGCCGGACAAAAAAGUACAGCGAUGGCGCGGAAUAAGGUUGUUGGGGCACGGCACUUUCAGCAGGGUCAUUCUGGCAACCUCCGAAGAAUUGCCCGAGGAGGUGGAUGAGGUCAACGAGGAUGAAGACGGGAUUACGAUAGAAAGAGAGCCUGUUUCGCUGGAUCCGAAAAAGCUUGUAGCUGUCAAGAUUGUUGAGCAUGGAGCUGCUGGGGGAGCUUCCAAGGAAAGAGUUGAAAGCUCAUUAAAACGGGAGCUGGAUAUCCUCAACAGUGUCAACCACCCAGCCCUGGUAAGGCUCAGAGCUUAUAGCAUAGAGCCUACCAGAGCUUUGUUGAUACUCCCAUACUGCCCCGGGGGGGAUUUGUUUGAUCUGGCCUCAGACACUUCGUUCACUAUGGAGGCCCCAUUGAUCAGACGGAUGGCCGCUGAGAUUGUCAGCGCCAUCCGAUAUCUCCAUAAAAACAACAUCGUUCAUCGCGAUGUCAAGUUAGAAAACGUCCUCAUCAACUUUUCGAGAUCACGGUUACGUGAAAUUGCCGACGACCCUUACGGAGAACGGUACCCGAUUACUACACUCACAGACGUCGGACUAUCCCGUAGGGUUGACUUCGAAAAUGAUGACUUACUGACCACCCGCUGUGGCAGCGACGACUAUGCCAGCCCGGAGUUGAUUAUGGCGCAGCCGUAUGAUGGGCGAAUGACAGACGCAUGGGCAUUGGGUGUCUUAUUGUUUGCCUUGAUGGAAGGUCGACUUCCUUUCGACCCGCUUCCAGGGUCUUCGGAGCAGAAGAUGAGAAGUAAGACGGCGCAUAGAAUCGCUAGGUGCGAGUGGAAGUGGGUUAAGCUGGCACCAAAAACGAUGGAAUUGCACGACUCUGGUGACUCGGGGAUUGUUCUAGACGGCCAUGGUCCUGGAUACGACGAAAGAAUGGAAGGGGGCAAGAGGAUCGUUGAAGGCUUAUUGAAGCGGGUGUCCAAGAGAUGGAAGUUGGAUGCUGUAGAGAACGAAGACUGGAUCAAGGGAGCAAUAACCGUGGAUCUGAAGGACUCCUGGGAGGAAGAGGAGUUAUAA
Molecule: messenger RNA, 2184 nt
Organism: Morchella sextelata
Lineage: Eukaryota; Fungi; Ascomycota; Pezizomycetes; Pezizales; Morchellaceae
Exons: 2
Coding region: 1-2184 (727 amino acids)
Biological process (GO): intracellular signal transduction; protein phosphorylation; microtubule cytoskeleton organization
Cellular component (GO): cytoplasm
Molecular function (GO): tau-protein kinase activity; protein serine/threonine kinase activity; ATP binding
Source: RefSeq, a predicted model, not a curated record